Musa acuminata AAA Group (dessert banana) is the source of this 2250-nucleotide messenger RNA. RefSeq lists its product as uncharacterized. The transcript is spliced from 7 exons. Bases 207 to 1169 code for a protein of 320 amino acids. Lineage: Eukaryota; Viridiplantae; Streptophyta; Magnoliopsida; Zingiberales; Musaceae. The record is from RefSeq and is a predicted model, not a curated record.
CAUCUUCCUCUUUUGGAUGGGCACUCCCGACUCGGGAAGCUUCGUCCCACUUUCUCGCCUCCGCCAUUCCCCCUCUUCGUUCCACCGCUGCUAGAAGCCCUACACAUUUCCGAUUCCGACGCAUAUAUCCUCGCCAUGAAUUCGAAGCCGCAAAUUGGCCGCGUUCUCAUGUAGAAUUCCGCUCUUUCGCCCAGAGGGGAGGGGAUAUGUCGAGUGGAGAAGUCAGGAAGGUCUCCCGUCAGGAUAUACAACUGGUUCAGAAUCUUAUUGAAAGGUGCCUGCAGCUGUAUAUGAACCAGAAAGAAGUAGUUGACACUUUGUCUUUCCAGGCAAAGAUAGAGCCUAGUUUCACUGAACUUGUUUGGCAAAAACUUGAGGAGGAGAACCGGGAAUUUUUCAAAGCAUAUCAUAUUAGACUGAUCCUUAAAAACCAAAUACUGCUUUUUAAUAAGCUCCUUGAGAAACAGGUUGAGCUUAUGCAGAAAGCAUGUCCAUCUGGAGUUGCUAUCUUACCAAUUCCAAAUGCCUCCCAUUCUCCUUUGCUUCAAACUCCAUCAUGCUAUAUGUCUCAACAUGCGUCCACAUCUUCACGGCCAGAUGGCAUGUUUUAUAAUGGAGAUUUUUCAAGUGAUCUUGUAAAUGGUAGGUCAUCAGAACAUCAGGGGAACUAUCUUGAAAGUGAUUCAUCAAUUGUUGCUGGAAUUAUGCAUGCUUCGACAAGUGUGUUAUCUGCACAUAACUCCAACAUGGGAAGGAUUUCUGGACUGAGUGAGACAAUAAUAAAGUCAGAGCCUAACUAUCUAAACAAUUCUGAGUUUCCAUUCGUUAGUGAUAACAUCAUCUUGGAAGCACACCGACCAAUUGGAGAUGCUUCAGGUGGAUCCUUUAGUAACUCAGAAUUGACUGGACAACCGGCAAACAGCACUCUCCCGGAUGUUGAUACACCUUCGCUUGGAUUUAGUCAUAUUCCCCGAAAUUUCAGCUUUUCAGAUUUAUCAGAUGACUUUACUCACUGUGCUGAUAUACUAGAGAAUUAUGAUAAAUCUCCUUAUCUUCCACCUGAUUCAAAUAACUUUCUGGACUCUCCAGCAACAGAAUUUAAAGAGGACACUAGAAAACUAGACACUAUAUCUGAAGGGGUUAGUUAUGAUGGCUUACGAAGUGACUGACCGAACAUAUAAUGUGUUUUCCUCCAAGGUAACUUUCUACAGCCCUAGUUUUUUUCAUCUCCUUUUCUUCUCUCUUUUUCUCUCAAAGAGUAGAGACAAAAAAGAGGGACUUUUAUCACAUCAAUACUGCAUGAAGCUUCAGGUAACUGCCUAUGGUUUCAUAUUCUCUAUCGUGUAAACCAUUGCAAAUUUGUGGCGGUUCCCCUGUUAAGAAACAAAAUUUAUUUAUAUUGAGUGUAUGGGACAAGCAUCUGACUUUUCUGUGAUUGAUUAUAUAGGAUUGCACAGUGCUGUACUCUUAAGUCGCAAAUUAUUAUAUCGUGGCUAUAUCUUCCCGUUCAUGCUUGAUUACAUCAUUUUAAAUGACACUACGAAUGUUGUUAGCGGUACCCUCUUUUCUCUCAUAUGCAUUAUUGUGUGUUCCUAUCAGAUAUACUGUUUCUCACAACAUGCAAGCACAUCUUAUGGAAACAGUGAAUUAUUUAGAGUCCAUGUAUAAUUAGGUCCUUCCCACGAGGAUAUAUAUUUAAUCUAAUGCUAUUUGCUGAUGUGACUAUGAUCAUGGGAUGACGACCGGAGCUAUACUGUAUUUUAGUUCUUACACAUUUGUCAAAUUCUGCUGUAGGUUGACUGGGCAUCUGUAUAUAUGGGAUUGACAGGCUCCUUAUUCUUCAAAUUUCAGUGGAUCCUUCUCAAGUAGUUUACUUCACGCGUUUUGCACAGUCGCUAAUGUUUUCUGCCAUUGGAACUUUCUGUAAUGAUAUUUGUAGUUGAGCAACAAGUUAAUUUGUUUCAUACACAUCAUGCUAUCGAUGCAUUGUUCUGGUCCAUAAGGGAGGCACUCUGAUGUUGUCUUUGCAUUGCGAAAGACCUGGGUGUUAAUUUCCGUGUGACAACAUAUCGUGUGUCCUGUUUGUUUUAUUUAAAAUGCUGUAUAAAUCUCUGUAACACUGCUGCCACAGGGAAAAAUUGCCAGAAAGAACAAGGCUGGUAGUCUCAGACUGGAAGACACUGGUAUCACUACUGCAUAAAUCUCUGUAACCAGCCCUAUUUGAGUAAUCAUCGCUUCUGACUUAGAUUA